Messenger RNA from Epinephelus lanceolatus (giant grouper), 3556 nucleotides. It is a transcript of the gene baiap2l1a, whose product is annotated as BAR/IMD domain containing adaptor protein 2 like 1a. Gene Ontology annotation, molecular function: protein binding. Lineage: Eukaryota; Metazoa; Chordata; Actinopteri; Perciformes; Serranidae. Gene Ontology annotation, biological process: actin crosslink formation; positive regulation of actin filament polymerization; plasma membrane organization. Gene Ontology annotation, cellular component: cytosol; nucleoplasm. The record is from RefSeq and is a predicted model, not a curated record.
GCGCGCCACCGGCUGCUGAGCGUCUCUCUGCCCGCAUGUACGGAGUGAGGGUACAGACAAGGAGCAGGGCCGGCUGUGGGAUUUAUUAUUCGGAGUGAGUGAGCACCUGGAUUACCCAACACACCGUUUUUAUUUUCUUUCGUUGUUGUUUUUUAUUUGUAUUUGUAUUUGUUUUAAUUCCGACUUCUGGGUUUGAGAAACAACCUGUCAUCAUGUCUCGGGCUCCGGAUGAUGUGAGCAAGCUCACAGAAAGUACAUACAAGAAUGUGAUGGAGCAGUUCAACCCAGGCCUGAGGAACCUGGUCAACCUCGGGAAAAGCUAUGAGAAAGCAGUCACAGUGAUGACUCUUGCUGGGAAGGCCUAUUUUGAUGCAGUCUCAAAGGUCGGAGAGAAUGCUAUUGUGUCUCCAGUUUCCAGAGAGCUUGGUGUGGUUCUGAUGGAGAUCUCCGAGGCCCACAAGAAGGUCUACAGUGAACUGGAAGAGAACUUCAAGCAGUUCCACAGGGAGAUUAUUAUCGAGCUGGAGAAGAAGACGGAGAUGGAUGUUAAAUACAUGAAUGCCACCUUCAAGCGCUACCAGUCAGAGCACAAGGUGAAGCUGGAAUCCCUGGAGCGCUCUCAGACAGACCUGAAGAAGCUCAGGAGAAAAAGCCAGGGGAAGCACUCAUCCAAGUAUGAGAUCAAAGAGAACGAGUAUAUGGAGACCAUCUCAUCGCGCCAGAUGGACAUGCAGAAGUUCAUCGCUGACGGCUGCAGAGAGGCCUUACUGGAAGAAAAGCGACGCUUCUGUUUCCUGGCAGACAAACACUGCAUGUUCUCCUAUCAGACUAGCAACUUCCAUGAGAAAGCCAAAGAGAUUCUCUCCGUGAGGCUCCCCAGCUGGCAGGAAAAGUGCAGCGACAUCACCAAGGUGCCAGACACAGUGACAACCAUGAUAGAGGAGCUGUCCAACACUCCAGAACAGUCACCGCUGGUUGAACGCUACAACAGGAACAACGUGGAGCCAGGGGUGCCUCCUCCAGCACCGCCACUGAAGGCACAGACCAGUCCACUAGCCAGCAUGUUCAACCAAGAUCCCAGGUUUCCGUUCACCCCUCCGUCAGACCACAACUCAGACCAGGGCAGCCUUGGAGAGGUCAGUCUGUCCCGGUCGACAUCCCAGUCGUCUGGUCUUAAUGUUGGCAGGAAGCCCCGAGUAAAGACCAUCUUUCCCCACGCGGCCGGCAACAACCAAACACUCCUCAGCUUCGACGACGGUGACACCAUCACCCUGCUCCUCCAAGAAGAGAAGGACGGCUGGCUGUAUGGAGAGCUGGAGAAGACGCAGCAGCGGGGCUGGUUUCCCUCAUCUUACUGCAGACCGUAUACUGAAACAGUGACAUCAAACAGCAAUCUGGGAACACCGGUGCGUAGCCUGAGCGUGGCCAGUCUGCCAGAGCAGGAUGAAGAGGAGCCGGUGUUGCUGCCGCCGCCAGACUACAGCGAUGAUGCUCCCUCUGGCCGAGUGGUCCCUUCAACGCCCUCGCCACAGAACACAGUUUCUUUAGUCAAUGGGACUGCAAAGGCUCCCUUUUUAGGAGGAGGGAAUCCGUUUGCGACGGUCAAGCUGAGACCGACUGUCACGAAUGACAGAUCAGCGCCAGUCAUCUAACACACCAGAUAAGGAUUUUCACCGCUGUCAUGCCUUCAGGGGAAUCAUGCAACUUGGGACCCCCUGCUACACACUGAAUAUCACCCCAACCUGACAUCUCACCAGCCUGCAUGCUAGUCUCUCUCAGUACCAGUCUGCUCUAUCAAAGGGAUCCAUUGUUUCUUGGCACAAGUGUGUUUGACUGUGCCGGUGUGUGUUUUACAUUAGCAACAGGGAAUACACUGCAUAAUCAACACAUGGAGAAGCGUGCACUCUGAAAAGUUUUGUAGUACAAAGACAAUAAUUAAUGUUAAAGUGAUAUUUCAUCCCAAAAUGAAAAUUUAGACUUUGGCGAGUCACCAACUUGCUGACGAUGUGUUUCCUUUGGCAGUAGGAAAUAACAGCUCUGAUACAGUUUAAAGAGAGUGAACAAUAAACAGUGAGGCUUAUAUCAAUGAGAUAAAAUUGUGCUGGAUUACACUCAUUGUUUCCUUUGAAUCCCUUGUGCAUAGCAAGGCAAUCAGGAUCCAGUGCCGGAAUGGCGGACCCCGCCACUACUACUAAAACCUACUAUAGUAUAUAAAAGAUAAUUACUGAAUGUACAUUAAAUGGCUAUUGCAGAAAAAAUGCUGACCAUAAAUAGUAGGAAAACUGGGAUUUGAUUUCAUGAAAAAAUUAAAUAUUAUGACUUUAAACUUGAUGAAAUAAUUAAAACAAGUAAACACUUUCAUGUCGUCCUUCUCUUAGAAUACUGAAAGGAACUUUUACGCUAAUAGAAAGUGGUAAAAAAUAAAACAAUUUCCAGUUUCUCCUCAUCUCUCAGGAAUUUUGGGGACAUUUAUACAUAUUUAUUUGAAGACGUAAACUGCCUUUAGCGUUGUAAUACAAGACUGAGAUAAAGCUAUUGAAGCCUUUGUGUGUCUGGUGGUCCCUGGUGGAGUUUCUACUGACAUGCAAACACAGACAUAGAAACCUGAAUCCUCAUUUUGGGGUGAACUGUUCCUUUAAGAUGCAAAAGAGAUGCGUAGUGUCAUAAGGUCUUUUCAGGCUUGUUUGUGCUGCAGUCAGUGCAGUGUCUGAAUACAGAAUGAAGAGAUCCAGAUGUAAAUGAUAGUGACCUGAUGCUGACGACGAAGACCAGCAUCCAGGCUGUCUACCUGACUCGCCACAUUAUAUAUAUAUAUAUAUAUACAUAUAUAUAUAUAUAUAUCUUGUUAUUUCUGUUUUUUAUUACAAUUAUUUUUGUCUUUCUUUUCUUAAGAGGCAUUACAAUAUACAAAGGCUGUGAGAAUGAAGGGAGAGUGACGUGUUGGGAAAAGGGUUUGUUAUUAGAGUGAAAGCAAAACAGUAUGUCACUGUUUAAAACGAGAAGGCUAUUUAUAUACACUAAGUUUGUAUGAGAUAUUUAAAUAAAAAGAAAUAAGUGUACAGAAGUCCAUUCUGUGAAGGCGCCCCUUUGAAUACGAUAGUCACCGAGCUCAUGAUCCCACACUGAUUUUAAUUUGACUGCUGGUAUGUAUUUUAAAUGGGCAAAAUGACCUUUUGAUGAAGGGAAUAUUUUUCACUCCUCGUGGUUUCACUGUUGUUUAAUGUAGACUCUGUGUACCGUGCACAGUUUAUGCAAAAUAAAAAUGUACCUUAGUGGUAGACAUUUGCAUCGUAUGAAUAGUGGGUCGUUGUUUAAAAUCUAAGUAUUACGUGUUUUGUGAGGACUCUUUGCCAUGUAUUUGCUUUACAGGAUGUAAAUGUAUGAUGAGGAACUGACUGAUAAGAACAGUUUGUUGAUCCUCAUAGACCCACUCUCUUGUAUAAGUGAACCCACUCAUAGUUAGUGCCACAUGCUUUCUUCAGAGUACCUUGCCACUGUGUUGACCAAUGUAGUCUUUUUUUCUCAAUAAAACAAGGUAAAGUAAAAGUCUGCCUAA